Messenger RNA from Nasonia vitripennis (jewel wasp), 4880 nucleotides. RefSeq names its product jouberin-like. The coding region runs from base 352 to 4683 and encodes 1443 amino acids. Gene Ontology annotation, cellular component: ciliary basal body. The record is from RefSeq and is a predicted model, not a curated record. Gene Ontology annotation, molecular function: protein binding. Lineage: Eukaryota; Metazoa; Arthropoda; Insecta; Hymenoptera; Pteromalidae. Gene Ontology annotation, biological process: motile cilium assembly. The transcript is spliced from 9 exons.
UGCAGGUAAGCUAUAGUAGCGCGGCUACCUGCGCCAGGCGAACACCUGUCACGCAGUUAGUUGUUGGCAACGCGAUGAAAAGAGCCGGCCUUUCUCGCUCGUUCUUGUAAUGCUUUGAAGAGAUUAUUGUUGUUUUCUCUUCUUAUUUUUCGUCGAUUGAUCCGCUGGUUUAAUUGUGUGCGAGAACAACAUGUGCGAUUCACUGGAGUCGAGGAGGGUGGACGUGGUUCGCGAUGGUUAUGCCGGUGAUAAGGAAGAUCGAGCGUUGUUUUGGUAAACAAGCGAAUAUGGAAAGAUGCGUGCGUCUGGAGAAUAAGUUUAGUAGUCGAAAUAAUAAGCUUCCGAAGAAAAAUGGAUCCGCAAAAAUCAUCGAAGCAGAAAUCCCAAAGACGCGGCCGACUGACAAAGUCUCGCGCAGUCGAGAGUUCCAACGAGUCCUCCUCGGACGAGAAAUCCGAGGACGAGUCUCGCAACCUUGGCUCCAGACUGAAGCUACUACGGGACAAACGUCGAAGCGCAAAGUCUCGAAAAUCUCGUUCCGAGAGGCAUAGCGUUACCUCCGACGUGGAGGACACUAUCGUCCAGAUUGAGUCGUCUACCGAACCGGCGAAACCGGUACCGAAGGAAUCGGGUAUCGCUCAGUCGAUAAAGAGGAAGUUCGGUUUCUUCAGACGAUCGGAGAACGUCAAGUCGACGGAGGACAUCGAGGCGGCGGUUCUCGAGAGUGUUGACACACCUGAAGCUGACAAUCGGCAAACCCUCGACGUUGUGGUGGACGUGCACUGCGAGAACGAGAUUCAAAAGUCUAAAGUGAUAAAGAAGAGCGUGUCGUCGAAGGAGGAGUCGAGUCCGGAGGAGAAAUCGUUGGAUUUAAUCGAGGAGUUUCACGAGGAGAACGACAGGAACAAGACGUCGAGGACCAGUGGUUUCUUCGAAGGCGAUUCGGAGGUCGAGAGCGAGAUCGAAGUGUACUCGCCGAUCGACCGGGAGAACGACGAGUUGACGAGCGAGAUUCUGCCAACUUCCGGGGGUGAAUCGUCGAGGAGGAGAAAGCGAUGGGAGAAGGAUGCGAUAUCCGCGGACGAUUUGGUGGAAGAUUUGAAGAAGCCGAAAAGGAAGCAGUGGGCGAAGGGAACGACCAGCGCGAAGAUACGAGAAGCUAGUGGAAAGAGGAUCGUUGUGCCUCGGAGAUUGGCUACUGCUGAACCUGGGAAAUCGACUAGGCCUAAAUCUUCCAAACCUACAAAACCGGUGGCUGCAUCUAGAUCGAAAAGCAUUCAAAAGGAAGAGAUCAUACGGGGAUUCGAUAACGACGGCUUUUCGUCCGAUCACGAUGAGGUCCUGCGAAUAGAAACCGUUAACGAUCAGAGUCCAAAAAUCAAGAUCGGUAGUGCCAGUACGGAAUUGAUCGAAGACGGCGCUUCAACUCUGAGCGAAGAGGAGGAAAGACGCAUCGAUGAAAGGAAAGCAAGUAUCGAAUCGGUAAAGGACUACAUGCUGAAGUCUCUGGAGACGACCGAAAACUCGGAUAGCAGAGACCUUUCACCCAGUGAAACCUUCGAAUCGCCAGAUUUCGAAAAGAGAAAACCGGUAACCAGAAGACGAUCCAGCACCAAACGAAAAGGGUCAGUCGACAGAAGAUCCCUCGACGACGAGGACGACGAGGAAGAAGACGAGGAGGAGCAGGAAACAGUGUUGAACGUCAUGGACAAGAGGUCGAGACGGUCAUCAGGCUCGAGCAGAAUCGAAAUUAUUCCCUUGAACAUCUUCGAAAAGGAAUCGAGCGACGAAACAACGAUAUCGACGAACGAAGAGAUGCACACUUCCCGCAAGGAUUCGCACCGAUCCAGGUCCAAAUCUAAAUCGACUCGCCGCGAGAAAAGCGACGACGCGAGCGAGCGAAGCUCCAGAACGAAGCGCAAGACUACGAGCUCGUCCACUCGAAAUUCCGCUGAAGAGUAUUCCAGCAGCAGAAAACGUACGAAAUCGAAAACGAAGAAGAGGCACAAAAAACGGGAAAAGAAGCAGCAGCUGGACGACGUCGAAGAGGAAACGAAGUACAUAUCCGUGAAAAUCCAUAGGUCCGACAUGCUCGAAGCGGACUACAUCACGAGACAUCCUAUGGUCAAGGUUCACAUCGUCAACGCCAUUACUGGAGAGUACCUGAAGACGAGUGACAAAGAUGGUGAAUCCAAUGUUCUGUCGCCGGUUGUAACAGGGAAGUUCGAUUUCAAGGAGAAAAAGUCGAUGGUACCUGUCUGGGAGGAAGAGCUGAUCUUCGAACACGACUUCAAGAACCUGUUGGCCGAAGGCAAAGGGGCUGUGGUCGUGCUGUUCGAGAUCGUCGAUCUUCUGACCUUCACUGAAGCCAGCGUGUGCUACGAUCAGUUUGGCAAGGACGCAUGCUGGUACAAGAUAGCCUGGGCCUUCCUACGACCGGUCGGUCUCAGCGGAGUUCAGCAUACCGAUAAGAGGGUACGUCUGCAGCUCUACCGGCCAAAAAGAUCCUUCAGAAGAGCCAAGAAGAGCAAGUGCGAGGUGUACAAGUGGUGGAAGUCGAACAGUCGAGACAAGUACCCCAGCAGUCUGUACGUGAGCAUCAGCGCAGUGGAACCACCGAAAGUCGAGCCUGUUUUCUACGAUCAAUUGCUGCAGCUCAACGACCCGUCCGAAGUUCGCAGCGAUUCACAGAACGUUUUGUCAUCGAAGGUCGAAGAGGAAAAGACGGAUCGGCCAAAGUGGACUCGGUUAGCUGCACAGUCGUGUCAGAUACCGAACGAGAGUUAUCUGGAGGCUGAAGCCAGCGAGAACGGAUGCUUUUACGUAACUUUCAGUCAUGAUGGAAAGUAUCUGGCUUGUGCUCUUUCCGAGGAGUACGAUUACCCGAUUCUGGUUUACAAGAUCGACGAGGGAAAGAUACACGUUCGAUUCUCCGGUCACAAGAAUUUCGUAUACCACUUGAGUUGGUCCCAAGACGAUCGUUACCUCUUAUCAGUGUCUUCCGAUCAAACUGCGCGAUUCUGGGACGUCGGAGAGAAAAUCAUCGAGCCCGUCCAGUCACUGCCACAUCCGUCCUACGUCUACUGCGGCAGAUUCUCUCACGACACCUCGAACCACGUCAUAACCGGUUGCUACGACCACGUCGCUCGAGUUUGGGCCCGACUGCGCUCGAACCACAAGUACGAACUCGUCCAGGAACUCGAAGCCCACGAGAGUUUCAUCACCACCGUCUGUUUCCAACCGAAGGAUGACACUUGCCUGACAGGUGACGGUCUCGGUGUGAUCGUCGUCUGGACGACUAAGAAGAGCCGCAAGUCACCGAUUAGAAGAGAGUGGCAGAUCGCCAGGAAAAUUAAGAUUCGAGAUAUCGAGGGGGUACCGAUCAACACCAUAGUGAUGCAUCCCCUGGGCUCGAGGUUGCUGGUGCACUCUAGAAACGAUGGGCUCAGACUGAUAGACAUGAUCAGCGGAGUCGUCGUGAGGAAGUUCGAAGGACUGAAGAAUCAGAGGAUACAGAUAACGGCCUGCAUCUCACCCUGCGGUAGUCUGCUCUUCUGCGGUGGAGAAGAUUCAACGUUGAACGUCUGGAGCGUCGAGAACGGCAAGCUUCUGGCAACUUACGAGGUCGAGAGCCACGAGAAGGCCGUGACAUGUGUGGACUAUCAUCCCUACGACCACGUUUUCGCCUUUUCAACCUACGGUGCACCCGUUCCCGUCAAGAUCUUGAAGUACGACCGGGAAGCCGAUGGCAGUAGAGUCGGACUGAAACUUUUGGCCAUGACCACUAGCAUGAUGUCCGUCAGUUCGAGCAUAAGGUUGAAGGAUCAGCAACCGCCGAUCGCGAGAAACGGCGGAAGAAAUCCGGAGAAGUUGUCAGCCAGGAGUCUCAAUUCCUCCGCGAACGUCAGUCAAAUCGGUUCGGUAGCCCACCUCCUCACAGAGUACAAGGACAACGACGACGUUCGAGGUCAACUCAGGGGAAAGCUACAGAAGUUCAUGGAGUCCGGACCGAACCUCAAGGCCAAGAGCAUGAACAGACUGAACGGUAUCAUAGAGAAGAUCGACAAGAUUCUCAUGUACGCGACGAACCAAAAGUCGCCAGCGAUGGACUUGGAAUCCGCGAGGAAUUCCUCGGUCUUCAUGGUCGAGGAGAGGCACUCUCGGGAGGUCUUCGAGUUGCAAGAGUUACCGGUUGUGGAACACGACAGCAAGCGGGAUAAAAAAUCGAGAAAACACCGACCGAGAUCGAAAAGCGCCCGAAACGCCUGUUCACCAACGCCGAAGGAAAUCGAAGCCUCCAAAGCGUUAUCCGACAGCGCAGCUUUCAAUCGCAAAGUUUCCAGGUUCAGCGACGACUCGUCGAAUUCGAACCGAUCGGUCGUUUACGGUAAAUUCAUGGUCGAGCGAUUGGAACUGGAGAAGAUCGAGUACGUGGACACCGAGUCGGGAUUCAAAGAUUCGCUGGACACCAUAAUCGACGGAAAGGAGGACUUUCCCAGCGAAGAAGUCCUCGACGUCCAGUCGCUAAAAAGCGACGACACCUACGUCGUCGACAAGGAGAAGUCGGCCGAUAACAGCGAGGGCAACGACAGUUCCGAGAGAAGCAACGCGACUUUUAUAAUCGAGAGCGAAGUUCCGAUACCGAAGCCUCGCAAGAGAAUCGGUAGGAUUGAGGUCAUGUAAAUAUAUCGCAUCGAGACGAAGAGGCAGUAUUAGAGUUGUUUUUAUAACGAACUAUAUCUCUCUUUUGCGGAGAAUUUGUAAAAUACAAUGUAACGUUUAUAUAAUGUAUAAAUGUGAACGUACUUAUUGGAUUUACGUCUAUAACUAUAACAAUUUUUUUUUGAAUUUAAUAAAUAUCAAAAGUUUGUAUAUAUAAA